Messenger RNA from Acaulospora colombiana, 3171 nucleotides. The record is from the annotation of a GenBank genome assembly. Lineage: Eukaryota; Fungi; Glomeromycota; Glomeromycetes; Diversisporales; Acaulosporaceae.
UUGGAAUUUCUUUCGAAUACAUGCCCCACCGAGUUGAGAGUGGAUCCAUCCAACAGGUGUGCCGUGAUGAAUUUCUUUGGCGAUAAAUUGACAAUUCUUCCGUUUCGUCAGGAAGAAACCUUGCAGCUGGAUGAGGAAGAAAUCGCGAGUUCCAAGGGAAUCGGAGUGUCCGUUAACGGCUAUGCACUGUCUACAACGGAUUUUCCGCUUGAUCGCUCAUUCGAGCACCUAGGACUUUCCUUAGAAGGGUCGCAUCACGUUUUUCUGGAUUCCGAUGAAAUUUUGCUCGCUUUGCGAAAUGGCGAUUUGUACCUCAUGAAAUUGGUAAAGGAUGGACGAUCGGUGUCAAGAAUCGAAUUGAAGAAAGUUGGAACAAACACAUUGCCUUCGUGUUCUUGCUAUGUAGCAAAUGGGUAUUUCUUUUUGGGUUCACGUUUAGGAGAUUCGCAUUUGAUCCAGUACAAGAAGUCUAAACCCGAACAAAAGAUAAAUGAUAUGGUCAAUGGUUUUAAUUCUACGGCGAGAAGAAACACUCUUGACUUUGAUGCAGAAUUGUACGAAACUGACAUAGUAAAUAAUAUGAGUUCUUAUUCUCUGAGUGACGGUGGAAAAUCGGACGCGAAAAAUUCGACGGCCGAUUAUCACUUUGUUAUAUGCGACACCCUCACCAACGUCGGGCCAAUUGUGGACAUGGCCUUUGGGGAAUUGACAUUCUCGGAGGAGGAGGCGCAUUUGCAUAGCGUCCAUAAAAAUCUUGAAUUGGUUUCGUGUUCCGGACAUGGCUCAGUUUCUUCGCUAUGCAUAUUUCAUCGCAACAUAAAUCCUACAGUCUUCAGUUCUUUCCCAAUGAGCGAUUGUGUAAAUAUGUGGACGAUUUCUUGCCGAAAUCCUAUGUACCAAAACAUCGAUGUCGCGGGACUAGUGGACGACAAUGUUACUGGAAGUGUGGAGGAAUUUGAUAAAUUUUUAUUUAUUUCAAAGAGACAGAGCACAAUGGUUCUUGUUUGCGGAGAAGAAUUGCAGGAGCUCGAACAUUCUGAUUUUUACACGGAGGGUUCGACCGUGGCCGUUGGAACGUUUUUAGGUGGAACGCAUAUACUCCAAGUUUAUGCGAAUGGGGUUCGACUUUUUGAUCAAGACGGAAAACUUACGCAGUUGAUAGAAAAUGAUGGUGUAAUUGUAUUUGCAAGUAUCGUGGAUCCAUACGUGCUGUUAUUAUUUGACGAUGGAAAUAUUAAUUUGAUGAAGGCCGAUGAAAGUUCAAGAAGCUUCGAUUUUCGUCCACCGCCUACGCAAAUUAACGAGAUUCCAACCGUAUCAUGUUGUAUAUACCGGGAUGACACGGGUCUUUUCUCGCUUGUAAAAGAUCAUGUGAAUGAAGAUGUAAAAGAUUACGCUAAGAGUGAUAGAAAAGUAGAACUAGAUGACGGUGAGGAUUCGGAUGACCUUUACGGUGAUGCUGUUGGAUCAUCCAAGAGUGUUGCAGGUGAAAAUACUAUGGACGUAGAUGACAAAGGCAUUUACGAUAAUCCGUCAGACGACAUUGAAAUGGAUGGUUCAUUGGAGAUCUAUAAACUUCCAGAAUUCGAGGAGGUCUUUAAUUUUCCUCAUUUCGAUUUAUCCCCAACCGUCCUGGCGGACUUUAACACACGACAAAACGUGAAAUCUUCUGGACAAACGCAAGUUUCAAUGCAUGUAUGUCUAUUAAUUUCCGAUGGAUGCCAAACCCAAAUUUUUAAGGCGCGUAGUGAUGUAGGUGACAUUAUAAUAUAUAAAGCCUUUCGAUACGUCCCUGGCAUCGACCCUACGGAUCCUUUUCAAAAGUCUCAAACUCAAGGCGAAUUAGUCGACCGACUUGCAGUGCGAUUUUCGCGUGUUUCUCAUGAUUACAUUUCGCGCGAGACCAUAUACAGUGACAUUCAUGACAAACCAGUGUCAAGAAAGUCAGCCCAAACGGACGUAAACGAUGAAGAAAUAAAUCAAUUCGAAGACGACCUUGAAAGGCUCAAAGUCUCUCUUAAACACACGAAAAGACGACUAAUACCUUUUACCAACAUUUCCGGUUAUACCGGAAUAUUUGUUACCGGCGUAAGACCUCUUUGGUUGAUAUGCGCGCACAACAAUUACCUAAGGGUUCAUCCGAUGAGUGCGGACAAUGAAAUUAAAAGUUUCACACAAUUUCAUAAUGUACACUGUUUACAUGGGUUUUUGUAUGCCAAUAAUGAGGAUGUUUGCAGAUUAUCAGAAUUGCCGAAGGAAUUUACAUAUGAUAUGGAGUGGCCGGUGAGGAAAAUAUUGCUACAUAGAUCCGUUCACGGAAUCGAAUAUCAUCCGGAGAUGCAGGUGUACGCGUUACUCUCAUCUUCUCCAGUUGAAUUUUUAUUACGAGAUGAAAACGGUGAUUCCAUUGAAAUAGAGCGAGAUGGCGCUCAAUUUUUACCGGAAACACUAAGAUUUACGCUCGAGUUGAUAUCUCCGGUGACAUGGGAAACUGUAGACAGGCAUGAACUUCAAGACGAUGAACAAGGAUUAUGCAUAAAAUGUGUUAGUCUUCAAACAAAAUCAACGUCGAGUGGUCGAAAAUCUUUUAUUGCAAUUGGCACCGGAUUCUUCCGAGGAGAGGAUGUGGGGAUGAGAGGAAAUGUGUAUGUAUUCGAAAUCAUCGAAGUUGUACCCGAGCCCGAUAAUCCUCAAACCAAUCAUAAAUACAAGUUACUAUGUCACGAAGAGGUUAAGGGUUCUGUGACGGCCAUAUGUGACGUCAACGGAUACUUGUUGACGUGUGUUGGACCAAAGGAAGAACCUGCAAAAUUGGUUCUGGUGGGCAAAGACUAUCAUGCUUUGGAAGUCUCGUGCACAAAUUUCAUAAUCGACGAGCCUGUCCUAUACUUCGUUGUAGCUGACAUGGAUAAAAACCUUCAUUUGUUCCAAUACGCUCCUUACAAUGUACAGUCAUUUGCUGGCCAGAAACUUAUUCGUCGGGGUGAUUUUCAUGUUGGAUCACAAGUCAAAACUAUCUUAUCGUUGCCCAAAAAGGAGUUGAUAAGAAGAGAUGUGUCCUUCGAACAAGGCGUCCAGUCAAAAUGGACGGAAGAAGAGAAUAACGGAUAUGAACAAUUAAGUCUAUGCGGUAACACUUUUACCAUCGUCCGCAUGUCCAAAUUCACAAAC